Messenger RNA from Musa acuminata AAA Group (dessert banana), 1962 nucleotides. Its product is annotated as protein IQ-DOMAIN 5-like. Lineage: Eukaryota; Viridiplantae; Streptophyta; Magnoliopsida; Zingiberales; Musaceae. The transcript has 8 exons. The record is from RefSeq and is a predicted model, not a curated record. Gene Ontology annotation, molecular function: protein binding. Bases 289 to 1578 code for a protein of 429 amino acids.
ACUGAUGAAAAGUGCACCUGCAACUUCCGGCUUUGGAAGAGAGCAGGAAAAGGGCAGGGAAAAGGCGUGAGCGAGAGAGGGGGGCACAGGACAAGUUGGCAGCCAAGAAAGCAAAAAGGAGGGAAGAAGAAAAGGCUCGUAACAGUGACGAGAGAUGGAAGUGUACGCCCCCCUCGAUCUCAAAGUCUGAGACCUGACUGGGAUCUGAUGAUGGCUUCAUCUUCACUUCCGCAUCCUUGCUGAAAAUUAUUUGCAUGGCCCAGGCCAUAUUCAUCUAAAGUUGAACUGAUGAAUAUCAUGGGUAUAUCUGCAAAAUGGCUUAGAUCGUUGGUUGGAAUAAGGAAACAUGAGAAAUCGCAACAUCCAGAAAAUGAUAAAUAUACUAGUGCCUCUGCCAACAAGUUGAAUAGCCAGAAGAAAAACUAUGUUGGUCUUGAUCCUGGUACAACAGAAGACGAGUUGGCUCUGGGAUCGGCUCUAUCAACUGGAGAUGCCAAUCUACAGUCAAAUUCAGAUUCUGCUUCCUCUCCUACCGCACAAAUGACAAGUCAAACUCGGCAGAACAUGAGAGACGAGUGGGCUGCCACGGUUAUUCAAACUGCUUUUCGAGCAUUCCUGGCUAGAAGGGCUUUACGGGCUCUCAAAGGACUAGUUAGAUUACAGGCCCUCGUUAGGGGUCAUGCUGUGAGAAAACAAGCUGCAAUAACUCUUCGCUGCAUGCAAGCUCUGGUAAGGGUGCAGGCCCGUGUAAGAGCCAGGCGAGUUCGCUUGGCAUUAGAAAGUCAAUUGGGAGGUCAAACGGUUCAGGAACAACAAUCACAUGAAGAAGCUCGCACUAGAGAAAUAGAGGAAGGCUGGUGUGACAGUGUUGGCUCUGUGGAGGAAAUUCAAUCGAAGUUGUUGAGGAGGCAAGAAGCUGCUGCCAAGCGUGAGAGAGCUAUGGCAUAUGCUGUCACUCAUCAGUGGCAAGCAGGCCUUAGGAAGCCAGCUGCCUCUGCGGGUUUUGAGCCAGAUAAAAAUAACUGGGGUUGGAACUGGUUAGAGAGAUGGAUGGCUGUUCGUCCAUGGGAGAAUAGGUUUCUUGAUAUUAGUCUUAAAGAUGGGGUUAAAAUUCACGAGAAUGGAACAGCUGAAAGGAAGAACGAAAUCAGUGGAUUGCAGACUCAAUCCCAGACUCAGAAUGUACCCAUUGGCAAGAGACCCAUUUCAAAUCUUCACUCGAAUAUCAUAAACCAUAAAUCAGUGCCACUGGUGUCUCGUGCAAGUGGUUUCUCCUCAAACCAGUCUGCUAAUGUGCUAGCGACUUCUGGUUUUUCUUCAAGCCAGCCAAAACAAAAGCCUUCAUCUGAGGAGGUUUGCAUAGAAACUACAUCCCAAACUUCUGCUGUUGGAGCUCGGUCUUUGAGCAACCUGAAGGAUAGGCCAUCUCCAGUGGAAUCACAGGUUAAGAAGUUGUCCUUAUCAACCAGCGGUCUAGGAGUGGGGAAGCAUGCUGCAAAUAAAGUUGCAAUAAACCAGUCAGAAAACAGAAGCACCCUAAAGGCACGCUUAAAUCUGUCAAAGCAUCAAAGGAGCUGAAUUGCAGAUACAAGAAACCAAUUUGAGUUUUUGAUUCAUCAUCCAGUAGCUGAUCAUAAGCUUUCCUCUACUGGACUGAACUUUUCAUCGAUACAUAUUUGCAUGAUCUGGUUUAGGUAAAUUAUGAUGGCACGAUUCUCUACACCACUACUUUUUCGGUGCAGAAUGUCCGAUAGUGCUUAACCUCAAUAUCGUGAUCAGCUUAUUCUGUUGAAUUAUUGCUUGGUCUCUGUGUAUUGUCGUUUUAUGUCAAACUAUGUAAUUGCCAAUUUUUGUUUACUGUUGAGGCUAUUAAUGCUUCUAUAUCAUUUACAUUGUGCAGAAGAAUAUGAUGGUUGUGUUUUAAAUGAGCUGAAUAAUGGAUCCCACUUGCCAUUGAUACUA